Amborella trichopoda is the source of this 1227-nucleotide messenger RNA. RefSeq lists its product as uncharacterized. Gene Ontology annotation, molecular function: nucleic acid binding; zinc ion binding. The record is from RefSeq and is a predicted model, not a curated record. Lineage: Eukaryota; Viridiplantae; Streptophyta; Magnoliopsida; Amborellales; Amborellaceae.
GCACCUGAGUGAAACCACGCUCCCAGUUAUGGCGUCACUAAACCCUAAAAAAAAACCCUAUUCUGUUAAUCCCUCUGCAACUCCCGAAAUGUUCUCUCAAUUCAUUGAGGACCAAACCCUAUGGAAACCGUAUCCUGAUCAUCUCGUUGACACGCCAAGUGUUUUCCAUUCAUGACCAAUAAAUCGCAGCAUAAAGCCCAAUCUAAUAACCUCUCUGCAACUCCGAAAAUGAUCUCAAUUCAUGUAUGAAAAUCCGAAAACCUUGAUUUGAAAUCAAACCCACCAACAAAAUGAUCUUAAUUAGAAGAUCCUAUCUGUGCAUCAAGACCCUCUUCAGGCUUCGAAGCUCUUCAUUCUCCUUCUCUUCACAGGUUGAAUCCAGAUCUGAGACGCUUGAAAGAAUUGCAGAAGAGCUCCUGAAUCUCACCAAAAUUGAGAGGUAUGAUUACUCUUUACUCUUUCGUCACAAAUUAGGGUUUCAGAAACAUGGCCCCGCGCUAUCCGGUGCCAUUUCCGGCGACGCCACAGGGAAAUCUGGUUCUCCGGCGUCUGAGACCAAGGUCGCAGAGAAGACGGCCUUUGAUGUGAAGCUCGAGAAAUUUGACACAGCCGCAAAGAUUAAGAUUAUAAAGGAGGUCAGGACUUUUACUGAUUUAGGGCUCAAAGAGGCCAAGGAUUUGGUGGAGAAAGCUCCUGUUGUUUUGAAGAAGGGGUUAACUAAGGAGGAGGCUGGCCCUAUUGUGGAUAAACUAAAGGAAUUGGGGGCUACUGUUGUUUUAGAGUGAUAAAAAGAAGGUUGUUCUUUUUUAUCUCCAGAUACUGAUAGUGAUAGAAGGAAAACCGUUCUUGGUCUCUCUUGGUACUUUUGUUUUGAAAUAAUUGAAGAAUGCUCUCUUUAAUGUUGAUUGAUGGUGAUAAAAGAAGUUCGCUUAAUUGCUCAUACAUUGUGUCUCUUAGAAGGGAAUGGCGCUCUAUUUGCCACACAAAGGUGAAAUUUUGGUUGAGGUUUUUAUUGUUUUGUUGAUGAACGUGCGUGCCUUGUUUCUGUUUUCUUACUUGUGCUAUUUGUAGUUGGGGAUCCAAAUUUUGUAUUGUGUUACUGAUGAUAUUUAGUUUUGUAGGUUGAAUCAGUUGUAUAAUUACUCUUUCAGUGGUUUGUGCAUGAUGAAUUUUUUGGAUUUGGUUUUGUAAAAUGAAGGAUAAAGAAAAUCGGAAUGGAUUGCUUCA